ACAUUUGCAUCAUUUAAUUUUGAUCCACGAUUAGCAAGAGCUAUUGCCCAACUAGAUUUUACUCGACCUACACCUAUUCAAGCACAGGGUAUACCAUUAGCUUUGGCUGGGAAAGACAUCCUUGCCCGUGCACGUACGGGUAGUGGUAAGACAGCCGCUUAUGCAAUGCCCAUCAUUCAAAAGAUUUUGAAGCAUAAAGAGGCGUUGAUCUUGGUACCUACUCGUGAAUUAGCAGAACAAGUUACCAAU
Molecule: messenger RNA, 249 nt
Organism: Cokeromyces recurvatus
Lineage: Eukaryota; Fungi; Mucoromycota; Mucoromycetes; Mucorales; Mucoraceae
Product: P-loop containing nucleoside triphosphate hydrolase protein
Exons: 2
Molecular function (GO): RNA helicase activity; nucleic acid binding; ATP binding
Source: RefSeq, a predicted model, not a curated record